AUUGUAGUGCAGAGUUUCAGUACUGUAUUAGUGGGGGGGUCAGGAUGCUGAGUGAGUGUGUGCUGGGGGCAGGAUUGGGAUGGGGGGUAGAGCAGGAAGAGAGUUCAGCAUCCUCACAGCCUGAUGGAUGGGGCUGUCUCGCAGUCUGCUGGUCCUCGCCCCGAGACUCCUCAGUCUCCUCCCUGAUGGCAGCAGGCUGAAGAAGCUGUGUAGUGGGUGGGAGGGAUCUCCUGCCAGACGGAGGGCUAAAUGCUAUAAUGACUGUAUAUUGACAUCUUAGCAAAAUACCAUGGAGUUACAGAACAUUAUUCUGAGGGGAUUACAUUUUAGGGGUCCUGGGGUUACAUUGUUGCUCCUUACCUUUUACAGGUUGUCACUACCUCCUAAAACUGCCACAGCUUUCUAAAGAGAUAAUAUUUCAACGCUGUGACAAGGCAGAGAGCACCAAACACACAACUUAAUGGGCACCAAAACAAUAGGUUGUCAACACGUUCAGGCUGUACAUGCCUGAACAUGUUGUCAUACUCAGAGAUAAUUAACAUUGUUUAGUGUUGACGCCAUAGUAGGGAGUGGUGAAGUUUAUGAAUUGGAAAACGCAAUGAGAGUGUGCACGAAAACGAAAGCUUUUGGGAGAGGAGGAGGAUGAGCUUUGUCAAAAUGCAGGUGAUAAACGAAAGACUGGACAGUUUUGAAACAGAAACAAAGCUGUGUGAAUAGUGUUUAGCAGAAAAUACAUACAAAUGCUUUCAGUUUCUAUUCUCUGCUCCAGACUCAGGGUGGGUGGGCUACAGGGCGGGACUUCACAGCACAGAAUAACCUCCUCAGACCAGCUGUACACACCCACACACUCACUGAGACUGACCUGAGAGCAGUUCAACAUGGGUUCAGACAAAGAGAUCCAUUUAAAAACAAAACUUCUUCAGCUAGAAUGUCACUUCACCUGGGCUCUGAAUAAAGAGGAUACAGACCUGACUGACCUACUGAAUCGUCUGGAAGAGCAGAUUGACUUUGAUCUUGGUAAAGAGGCAGGGAUUGUCCGCACAUACAACUCACUGGGAUUUGUGAAGUUUCUUCUGGGCUCACACGAUGAGGCUCUUGACAAUUUCCAGAGAUCUGUCAAGCUCACAAAAGAACAUCAUGGAGAAGACUGUGAGAAGCUGCUUGUUGUGUCAUAUGGAAACCUUGCAUGGUUGCAUUACCACAUGGGAGCAUACGAAGAGUGUGAAAGUUACCUAAAUAAACUGAAGGAGAUCAAAGAGAAACAGCCCCUUGGCAAAUAUCCUGAGAUGCUUGGGGAAAAAGGAUGGAUCUACCUCAAGUUCUCUAGCACGUUCUAUGAAAGAGCUAAAGAGUGCUUCCGGCAGGCCUUGGAGCUGGAGCCUGAAGAUGGUGAAUUGAACACCGGCUAUGCCAUUGCUCUGUACCGAAUCGAUUCUUCAGACAAGUUAUACACUCCAACAGAUUCACCCGUAAUUAAGCAACUGAGACGGGCCAUAGACAUGAACCCAGACGAUGAUGUCCUUAAGGUUCUCCUUGGUCUGAAGCUGACUGUUUACAAGAAGUAUGGUGAGGCUGAUAGCCUAGUGGAGACAGCUUUAAAGAACUCUCCAGAUCAUCCACACGUGAUGCGAUAUGUUGGGAAGUUUUUCCGAAACCAGGGGUCUGUGGACAGGGCCAUUGCUUUGUUGAAUAGAGCACUGGAAAUAGUGCCUAACUCAAGCUUCAUACAUCAUCAACUGGCACUCUCCUACAAGACAAAGAAAACCCAUUUGCUUCGAGCUGGAAGCCAUCACAGCAAGGGUGCUGAAAUUCAGCGGAUUCGUAAUCAGCUCAUCUACCAUUUAGAGAAGGCUACCACAUUAAGGCCCUCCUUUGUUUUGGCUAUGAGUGAGCUGGCACUCCAGUAUGGAGUCAACAGAGAAACAUCAAAGGCAGAGCAACUCUUCCAGGAUACAUUCAUAGUAGCUAAAGAGAAAAAUGAAGCCUGCCAGCUGGUGAACUUCACUUAUGCAGACUUCCAGCUGUACAGUGUGAAAUGCGAACCCUUGGCCAUCAAGCAAUACAAGGUAGCCCUGAAGAUGGGUCCAAAGACAACUGUAGGGCAGAAAUGUACUUGGAGACUGAAAAUGAUUGCUAAGAGAAGAAUUGACAGAAAUCGCGAAGAUGGAGAAGCCUACGGUAUAUUGGGAUUCAUGCAUAAGGAAAAUAGAAAGAUACACCAGGCCAUAGAGUGCUAUGAAAAAGCUCUGUGCUAUGAAGACAAUGAAGAGUACCUCAGUGAUCUUUGUGAACUCAGACUCUCUUUGCAAUAACAUUAUUCUUCAUGUAUCUUCAUGUUUGCUUACAUAUCAAAAAAGUCACAUAUUGUCAAGGUUAUAUUAAUAGGGUUGUACCUUAUAACACAUUAUAUGCUGUGCACUGCUAAUGAACACUAGUUGAGUUUUGCGAAUGAUUAGUUCAUGAUAUUACAUGAAUUUCACAUUUAACCCUGAAAUAAGAGUAAUGCUUGUGAAGUCCUGUUCUGAUGCAUAGAUAAUGGACUAUAUGCUGUUGUUUUUCUGCUUACUAUCUACAUGUAUUCUGCACUUUAUUAUAAAAGCACUUUCUUGAAACAUUUAAGUACUAAAGGUCUAAAAUCCUCCAGGAAUUGGUGUUUUAGUGGUAGAAUUAUUAAACAGUUGCACUUUGAUCUUCUUAUACACCAGCUGGGUACCACUGUUCUAACUGAAAUAAAAAAACAAGUUCAAAUGAAAAGUUUAAGUCUUUUAAGUUUGUU
This is a messenger RNA of Astyanax mexicanus (Mexican tetra), 2776 nucleotides long. Its product is annotated as interferon-induced protein with tetratricopeptide repeats 5. Lineage: Eukaryota; Metazoa; Chordata; Actinopteri; Characiformes; Acestrorhamphidae. Gene Ontology annotation, molecular function: protein binding. Gene Ontology annotation, biological process: defense response to virus. The record is from RefSeq and is a predicted model, not a curated record. Bases 879 to 2312 code for a protein of 477 amino acids. Gene Ontology annotation, cellular component: cytosol. The transcript has 2 exons.